This is a messenger RNA of Acanthopagrus latus (yellowfin seabream), 9054 nucleotides long. It is a transcript of the gene mia2, whose product is annotated as CTAGE family, member 5. Gene Ontology annotation, cellular component: endoplasmic reticulum membrane; endoplasmic reticulum exit site. The record is from RefSeq and is a predicted model, not a curated record. The transcript has 28 exons. NCBI's taxonomy places the organism in Eukaryota, Metazoa, Chordata, Actinopteri, Spariformes, Sparidae. Gene Ontology annotation, molecular function: protein binding. Gene Ontology annotation, biological process: vesicle cargo loading; protein secretion; endoplasmic reticulum to Golgi vesicle-mediated transport. The coding region runs from base 293 to 7681 and encodes 2462 amino acids.
UUUUGUUUAAUUCACACUAAACUUUUCUGUCUAACAUUAAAAAUAAGUUUGAAAACCUUUUACCAGUGACCAGAUAAAGGUUUGAUAGUAGGCAUAAUUCAAGCAGCUCAUGGAUGUUAAUGAUUAUCCUCAUGCUAGCCUUAGGCCUAUAUCUUAUCUCGACUCUCUCAUUUACCACUGAGUCUUCAUGACAGCAACAGCCUAGAGGCAAUGUCCACUUGCCUGCACAACUGGCCAAAGUUAUUUCCCCACGAUGGAACUUCUUUCUUGAUACACUCCUGUUAAAACAAGAAUGGCGGUUUCACAGUCUUACAACGUCCUGUGGAGUACAGGCAUACUUCUUGUGAUUUUACCUCACUUCAGUCUGGGAUUGCUGUCUGACUACAAGAUCUGUGGAGAUUCUGAGUGUGAAAGCCUAAUGAGCAGAGUGCAAGCCAUCAGGGACCACCGAGGUAAAGAUUGCCGUUUCCUGAGCUUCAGGAAAGGAGACACAAUCUUUGUUUACCACAAACUGACCGGAAAGAGAGAUGACCUGUGGGCAGGAAGUAUUGACAAACAGUUUGGUUAUUUCCCAAAGGAUGCGGUAAAAGAGGAGCAGGUUCAUGCAGCUGUGGAGAAAGUAGUGGAAACACAGGAAUCGGAUUUCUUCUGUAUGGAUGAGCUUGGUUAUAUAAUUGACUCCAGUCAUUUGGACAGUGAUGAUGAUGAUUAUGAUGACAAAAUCCAAAACCAGGAGUCAGAAAUCACCCAGACUACCACAUACACUGAAGACACAGGUGCUGAAAGUCCUUCAACAUCCGAGGAAGACCCGACAGAACCUCCACUUUCAGCACGGGAUACUGACGAUACAUCGACAGAAGCGGACGAAAGCGAAAAUGCAGAAGAUGCUGCUCCUGAGACUCAAAUGGAAGCACGGGAGGCUCCUGCGGCUCCUGGCGAACAAGGUGGGUCUGCAUCCUCUCCCUGGCUCAGUUCCUCAGUGACAGGAUGGCUAGGCCUGGCUACAGAGGAUGAACCUGGUGAGCCAGCUGAAGGAGGGACAAAAGAUGAGAGAACAGAAACACAGGCUGAAGCUUCUUUCACAUCUUCUGUGACAGGAUGGCUAGGGUUGGGAGGAGAUGGAAAACCUGAUGAUAUUAUGAAAAAUACAGAAGACAACAAAGAAAGUGCUGAUUCUCUCACUUCAACUAUGACUGGGUGGCUUGGCCUCGGGGGAGAGAAUAAAAAAGAUCACUCCGUUGAAGAAAGAGAGGCUGAUGAAGAAAAAGAACCAACAGAGACAUUCAGGAGCAGGAGGAUGUCUCUGGACCUAGAAGGUAGCCAGUUACAUGAAGAGGAGAAGGAAGAGAUGGGAACAUUGGAUUGGCUGGGAAAUGGACUGUCAAAUACCUUGGGCUUUGGAGUGACCAAUCAGGAGGCCGGACAUGAGGGAGCAACUGAAAGAGAGGCAGAGGAGACAGUCCAAAAGGAGGAGGGACAGUCAGGGUCUGGCUCUUGGUUUGAUGUGGGGAUCGGGGACAUUUUAGGCUUCAGGAAAGAAAAGAGUGAAGCUGAUGAGAGAACAGAAAGUGGUUUGAAGGAAAGAGAAGAGAUCCCAGUGGAUACCAGUCAAUCACCACCUUCACUGACAGAGGAAGAAAUAGCACAAAGUAGCAACGCAUCAAAAGUGGAAGAUCCUCCAAAAGACCAAACUGUCCCAUCAGAGAUAGAGAUAGUAUCUGGCACUAAUAAUAAUGAUGGAGGUUCUUUAGACAGUAGCAGGGACACUGUCUCAUCUGAAGAUGUAGCAUCUGAGGACAAUCAAAAAGACAUUGAUUUGUUAGAAGAAAAGUCAGAGGCUGUAGGUGGAAUGUCUUCAAUGCUCGACAGUGAGGAAGAGGAGGAACAUAUUAUUUCAGAAGAUAUUGAGAAAGAGGAAAACAUACUAGACGGGGAAAGAUCAGUAGAAAUGAAGGGGGAAGAUCAUAAGAUGCCUAAAUCAAUAGAAAAUGUGGAUGAUAACAACAGAGGGCCCAGAAAAGACAAGGGUCACACUCAUCAGGAUUUUUUCACACAAUAUGACAUUAACUUAGGGUCUGACAGCGCCAGAUCUCUGGAGUUAAAUGUAGACUCCACAGAGCCAUCUGUUGGUGAGGAGGACAAAAAAGAGAAAACGGUUGAGGAAAGGUCUGAUAUCCAAAAUAAGAUUUACGACACAGACGAAUCCACUGAUAAGUCUGGUAAAAGUGGUUCCAGAGAGGAUGAUCAUGAAGGUGAAGGGAGUAAUGCAGAUAUAGAUGAACUUCAGAGAGAAGUCUCCCUGAUUCAUGCUGAUGGAUCAGCAGAACAAAUUCAAGUCAGUGGGGCUGCAGAACAGCGAUAUGAACCAGUCUCCACUGAGGAAGACACUUUAACUGCUCACAGAGAAGAAAACAAUACAUAUCUUUCAGAUUCACUGGCUAUAAUUGGUAAUAACACAGAUACAGAGACAAACCAGGGUGAGUUAGGGCAGGGGGAACAGGGGCACCCUGUUGAGGACAGCUCUCAGUGGUUUGGAUCAUCCAGUAAUCAGAGUACAGAAAUGUUGUCUGACAAUGCCUCGGAGGAGGACAGAAGAUCAUUUUCUGCUAGUGAGAGCACACCAGAGAUGGAGGAUGAUGCAGAUCAGAACUCUGUGUCCCCAGAUAUGCGACAAAGUGAAGGUGAUGCACACAAGCUAAAGAAAAUGAAGAAAGCUAGUGAAGACAACCUCCAGGCAGUUCAAACUGAGGCAUCAGGGCUGGAGGAAUAUGUUUUGAAUGAAAGUGGUUUAAAGUCAGGUACAGGCUCUGAAACAGAGACUGACGAAGACGAGGAGGAAAGGCAGGAUGAGGUAGAGGAGUUGAAGGAAGAGGAGAAGUCGCAGGAAAUAAAGAAGAUCAGGGAGGAGGUAAAGGAAGAGGACCACCACAAUAAGGUGGAAGAAGUAAAGAAAGAGGAGAAGCAGGGGGAAGAAGAGGAAUUAAAGAAAGAGGAGAAAGGGGAUGAGUUGGAAGAGGUAAAUGAGGAGAGGGAGCAAGAGAAGGGGGAAGAGCUACAGGGAGAGAAGAGGCAGGAGGAAGUGGAGGAGUUAAAGGAAGAGGAAAAGUUACAGCAGACGGAAGAGUCGAUAGAGGAAAACCAGAAGUUGAAAUUGCUAAAUGAAGAAGAGACGAGGGAAAAGUUAGAGAUGGUGGAAGAUGAAAAGAAAAAAGAGGCGAAAGAGGAAGAAAAACAAGUAGAGUCAUCUCAUUUUAAGGCAGAGAUGGAAAACACUGACAGGGCAGAGUCAGAAAGAACUGAGAAAGGGACACAAGGUGAGAAUAUCUUGGAGUCUGUGCUCUCCGAAAUGCCUACACAGACUGAAAAGAGAGAGACAGAAUGCCCACAGGUGAAAGAGGAGGAAAGAGUGGAAGAAAACGGAAAAUGGGAGGGGGUGGAAGAGGUUAAGGAUGACAUGAAAGAGGGGGAGGGUGAGAGGAGUGAAUGUGAAAAUGAGCUUUGUCCUCAUGCUAGCAGAGAUGGACUGGUGAGGGAUGGAGAUGAAAACAAUUUUGAGAAUAAAGUGACUGCAGCAGAAGAAGCAGAAAUAGUGACAGGAAAGCAAAAUCCAAUGAAUGACAAUGAUCAAAUAUUAGCAGACAGGACAGGAGUGAGUCAGGCGGUGCCAUCUGAGGGCAUGGAGACAGACGAGGAUAGAAAACAGGAUGAGGAAGAAAAUAGAAAUUAUGACGCUGAGGCUGACGAGGGGGUAAAAGAGCAGGGUGAGAAGAAAAACAGUGAUUCAGAUAUAACUGGGAGUGAAGGCGUCAAAAGCAACAAUGCUGACAGUUUCACUGAUUUUAAUGGGAAAACUGAUUACACAGACAAUGAUCUGCUACCUUCAGGUGAGAGUGGCCAAAACAGCAUUUCAAAACUCGAUUUACUUGGCAAGACAGCUGACGACAAAGAGGAUGAUCAACCGUAUUCCAGUGAGGCCAAAAACACAAACUUCUCUAAUGACAAAGUCCUUCACCAGGGAGAUGAAACGAAACCAGAAGACACUGAAACUAGCAACAACGAGAUUUCUAAUGAAAAGAAAACAAAACAUUUACGCUCUGAUCAGAAGAUAGAUACAGAGAAGGAAACUGACAAGGAAGAGGGGGACAUACACGUAAAGGAUGAUGAUGUGAGAGUGAAUGAGGAUGCUCAGCAUCCAGCCAGUUCUUCACUUGUGUCUGAUGGUCUCAGUGAAGGCAUAGCAGAGACUAAAAGUGGAGGGGCGCUUGGCCUUUUCAGUAACGCCUUCAGCUUUUUCCACCAAACACCUUCCACUGAAUCCACAGAAUCUGAACCAAGUCUUGAGUCGGUUGAGACAUCCGGGUCACACACCCCUCUGACUCCGGAACAAGAGAUGGAGUCAACUACUGAUUCAACUCAGGUUCACGUUGAAGAUUUGCACACAAACUCUACGAUCGUCCUGUUAGAACAGCAGCAGCAGCCCACCCCACUUACAGUUAUGCAGACAUCAUUUCCGCCGACGACACAGGCCGAUUCUCACCCAAGUUCUCUGUCUCCAACCACAGGAAGCCCCCUCCAAACAAAAACCCUCUCCAAACAUUACAAGAACCUCCUGACAUACAUGAACGCACACGAGACCACUGUUUUGAAGGAGCUCUUCGGAGGACACAAGCUGCAGUUUUUGGAUUACAAGUUAGGAAAAACAGAUUCCACAAUGGAUGACCCUGACAGAGAUGAAUCGAUAGUUUUGGAUAUAGAAAGACUUCUGCAUUAUCACAGGGAGACGCUAGUGGCUCCGAGCAUGAGGCUCGCAGAUGCACCACAAGAGGAUAAAAAAAAGACGAGCGCACUCAUCGCACUGCAGAAGCUAGAGAUGCUGUUGGGAAGAGUGAGAGAGACUUUCAACAAAGCACAAUUAGAUGUCAGUAAAACAAACCACCAAGAUACAGAUGAGACCAUCAAGGGAGGGUCAAACAAGAUGUCCGCGUCCUCUGUAGGUCUGGAUAAUAACGCUCCGAGAGAUGAACAGACGGGGAUGGAUAAAGAGAAAGUCAGACACCUGAGUGGAGGCAUAGGAAAGGAGUGGGUCACUGAGGGUAAGAAAAGAGAAGAGAAGGAACACAGAGGUAAAGAAGAGAGAGUGUCCCCUGAGUCUCAGCCUCAUGUUCAUCCAGGAACACCGCAGCCACUAGAAGGUCCAGGGGUGAUGAACCGUAUGCUGGACUUUGUUCACCAGAUGGCUGAAGACUCGACCACUCAUGUUCAUGCAGCAAGGGAGCUCACCACAUGGCUGACUGUACAGGUUGUGUCGUCGCUGCCUGAUGAUAUCAGACCGGGGCCUGACCUGUAUGGGGUCCCAUGGGAGCCUGUCAUCAUCACCAGUUUCGUGGGGCUGAUGACGAUGCUGUUGUUCACCUGUAGAUGUUAUAGCUCUGUCAAAAGCAGAUUGUAUCGAAGUAAAGAGCGGUGGAUGGCUGAGCAGGUUGCGCAGCUGCUGGAUGAAAAGUGUAAAGUUCUUGAGACUCUCAGCAAAUGUCAACAAGAGUAUGAUGACCUGGAGAACUCACUAAGGGACAGUGGUGUCUUGGCCCAAACUCAAAAGACAGAACAUCUGGAGGGCAAAGCCAGACAGUUGGGACAUGCUAAAAGGGAGCUGGAGAGGGAUCUCAAUCAACUGAAGGAUCGGCUGGACCAGCAGAAAGAUCAUAGGAUAGAGCAAGAAAGAAGGAUAGCGGUGCUUGAAGAGAACAUGAAAACAUUUGAUGAAGAAAUUAAAGACCUCCAGUCACAGGAUGAACAGGCACAAACUACUCUCAAAGUGUACGAUAUGAACAGUGACAGACUACAGAGGAAUCUGGAAACAGCUGGAGAGGAGAACACACUGCUACAGGAAAGCAAUGCUCAGUUGAGGCAGCAGGUGGAGGGAUGGGCAGAAAGAGUGAGUGAGUUGGACGCAGAGAUGAGCAGGUGUGAAGCCACCCACAGCGGGAUGCUGCAGGAUGUGGCCAACAAAGAUGAGCGUAUUAUGUCUUUGACAGAUCGACUGCUGAGUAUGAAAGCUUGGGAUUCAGACCUGGAGGAGGAGGAACGUGAAGAGGGAGGAGAAAAGGAGACAUCUAAUGGGACAGCAGGGAAAGAAGCUGAGAAUGGAAAAGGAGGCAGAGAGGACACACAAGGCCACCUUCAGAAAGUCCAGAAACUUAUUUAUGCUGCUAAGCUGAAUGCAGACCUAAAGUCAGUCGAUGAAGACAAGGACAGAGCUUUUGCCAAACUGAAUGAUGAAGUCAAAGCUAAAGAAGACUUGCUCGUGGGCAUCAAGGAGUUGGAGAAUGAGAAAUUAUCACUGCAGUCCAGCACUGAGCACUAUUCAGAUCAGGUCCAGAGAUUACAACAGAAACUUCACAUUAUGACUGAAAUGUACCAGGAGAAUGAGCUCAAGCUACACAGACUGCUGACCGUGGAGGAAAAGGAGCGCUUGCAGAAAGAAGAUAAGUUAAAUAAAGCAGAUAAAAACAUUGCAUUGGCCAUGGAAGAACUCAACAACUACAGACAACGAGCAGGAGAGAUGGAGGAAGAGCUGGAGAAAUCCAAACAAUCUUACCAGACUCAAAUAUCAGCACAUGAGAAGAAGGCCCACAACAACUGGCUGGCAGCCCGAGCAGCAGAUAGAGAGCUAUCAGACAUCAGGAGAGAGAACGCUCUCCUUAGACAGAAGCUGACUGACACACAGUUUAAACUAGACGCCCUCGACAAAGAUCCCUACGCCUUGGACAAUCUGGCUCGGCCACUGCCUUUCAGAGCUGAAAGGUCACCAUAUGGUCCAUCUCCUCUGGGUCGACCUGCAUCUGAAACUAGACCCUUUCUAUCUCCUCCGACAUUAAUGGAUGGACCACCUGCUAGACUGUCUCCUAGAGUGCCUCGUGGUCCAGUGGAGCCUUCAGGUGGCCACGGGGAGAUGGAGCGGAGUGGAGGUCCUCAUUCAGACAGUGGCUCAAUCUCUCCAACAUGGGAGAGAGAUCGCAGGGGACCCCCAACAGGACCCCCUGGGCACCUAGGACCUCCAGGCUAUAUGUUCCCAGAACCAGGAGGUCCAAUGUACAGGAGACCUCUACCUCCUCCAGGAGCUCUGGGCCAUUUGCCUCCUCUUGGCUCCCUCCCGCCCGGCCCUCUUCAUCUGAGGGGUCUCCCCCCUGGACCCCCUCACCCUGUAGACAUGGCAGAUGGCUCAUACAGAGAAAAUAGCCUUGGGCCUGGUGAACAGGAACACAGAGAGCAGUUUGGCCCUGAUCGAAGGACUCCCCCUGAAGGUGAUCCAAGACUGGGGGGUGCACCACCUCCUGGACCCCUGAUGGGCCCCAUGGAUGGCCCCUUUCCUCGUAGAUCCCCUUAUGGACCACCACCUCCAGAUUUCUACCCACUCAGGGGACCUGGGGCCCCUCCCAUGAUGCCUAUGUGGGCCCCACCACCACCAGGAAUGAUGUUCCCUCCUCCUCGUUUCUCUGCCGGCGGACCUCCUCUUCCUCCUGCUCCCCAUCCUCAGCACGUUCCCACAAUGCGACCCUCUCUGCCCGUUGGCCUCCCACCUCCUUCAAUGGCGACCCUCCCUCCUCAGCAGUCCCUUCCCUCUCCACCGCACAACCAGUCGCCUGAGGAGCACACACCCAUGCCUGAAGACGCUAUCUGAGCCUGACAAGAUUUUCCUGAGCUGUGAGAUUUUUGAGGUUGAUGGAUGUUUGGGCAGCUUGCUGUUUUACAUUAACAUCUACUCUUUAACCAGGAGGAUGUGUUUAAUGAAGAGUGGGGAAAUCUGCAGCCUUUGUGGUUGCCUCUUCCUUCUAUUCACAAGCUAUCUUCGCUCUUACUUCUGCCCUGUAUCUUUUUUUCUUCCUGUAUCACUUGCUCUGCCCCAUCAUCAUUCAGCUACAUUCCCUGUGAAUUCAGUCCUGUUGCUGUGGAAUCACAGUGACAGCGGUUAGCCUUUGUUGUGUAAUUUCACAGGCAGGGACACGCCAGUCAAAUCUGUGCGUCUGUGUGUGGUAAUGUUGCCACGUGAACCAGAAACAGUCGCUUGUUGGGCAAACGAUGCCAGAAAGGUUUAAAGACACUUUUGCAAUGUGUGCAUGUAGAAAUGCUAUAUGUGUGAUAUGGGGAAGAGCAACAGGGUUUUACCUACGGCAUCUGUCGACAAUUUACAUUGAAAGCACAGAAGUCGGCUGAUGCAAUAUAUUUUGUUACACCAACACACAGUCCAUUGUCACCAAAAUGUUAGAAAUGUAGCCAGUUAGCAUCUGCGUUGUUGUUGACGUGGAUUCUACUGAGAUCACAUCAGGUCUUGUUUUGUCUGUGACCGAACAGAGUUGAUCUUAAACAUUAAAUAUUCCUUAGAGGUCAAAUGAGACAGUUUCCUAAAAUAUGAUUAAAGUGCAUAACUACAUUUGCUGGCUUCCUGUCGGAUUUUAAGGACUUUGCCUUCAUCAACAAAGCUUUUAUUUCAGACGCUCUUGCCCUUGUAUCAUGUUUCAAUCAUUCAGAAAUGGCCUAGGCUUGAAAAAGUGGCUUUUAUUAGCAGCUUGUGUGUUGUCGUAGUAAGCUAUGACUGAUUUUUGGCAGUCACAAUGCGGUGAAUAAAAAUGGACUGACUGGAUGAGAGGCUACUUUCAAAGCCAUAAAGAUGACACCCAUGUGAAUUUUGUAAAAAAAAAAAGUGAUCAUUAAUAGUUGAAUAAAGACUGUCAAAUUGUCAAAAUCUCGAUAUUUCUGACUUAACAGUGUUUUUUGCGUAUGAGUUGCAGCUGCAAUCUCAUCAGUGGCUAACAGGAGCACCAAAGCAUUGUGUGGUCAGUUAUUGGUGUUUUCUGCAGUACUGUACAUAUGACAUGCAUUGGCAGUGUUUUAAAGAUGUAAUUGAUUUUUUUUUCCAAAAAAAAGACUUUAAUUUAUCGUAUCAUUGACUGUAAAGUACAAUUUAUAACUUGUGAUGUGUCAUUUACAUUCACACAUUUUAUUUGAAGGUGAACAGAACAUUCUGAAAAUAAAUGCUGCAACCUCAAAACUGUA